GCUGCUGGCAGACGUCCCUUAUCCAGAGGAAACAACCAAGGGUGGAUGAUUCAGCCAAGAGACUUCCAAACAAAUUAUUCGCCUACCCGAAAUGGAGGGGCGGUGUACCUGCUGUAUGAAAUCAGGUGGAGAAAUGGUUCCAUCUGGAGGAACUGGUGCUCGAACAAUCGUGAACGACACGCUGAAGUCAACUUCUUGGAAAAUCCUUUCAAUGACAGGCCACAAGCUCCUUGCUCCAUCACCUGGUUCCUUUCAACUAGUCCCUGUGGAAACUGCUCCGAAAGGAUUCUGGAGUUCCUGAGGUCACACCCUAAGGUGACCUUGGAAAUACAUGCCGCCAAGCUGUUCAGGCACCUCGAUGUCCGGAACCGCCAAGGUCUCCGCAACCUGAUGAUGAAUGGAGUUUCUAUACGUAUCAUGGAUCUUGGAGAUUACAGUUACUGCUGGAGAAAUUUUGUUGCAUACCUACCUGGAGAAGAAUAUUAUGAGCCCCAGAACAUCACUGAACAUCACAUCUACUUCUUUCUGAGUAACAUAGAGCUCUUUCAUAUCUUUUUGGGGCUUCCUCCACUUCUGUCAAACUGAGUGCUAAUGAGCAUCACCACCAUGCUUUCAAGCUCAGUUUGUGCAUCAAUAUAAGACCAGAAAAGCCAGUCCCUGGCUGUCUUUUCUUCUGCAGCCUUGAUAAGUUUCUUGCUGCCACCAGAGAAGACUCUGAUCACUGGCUGGGCAUUGCUAACAGAACAGAGGAUUGAACAGAACAGAAGGAGCGCAUGAGAAGCCAUCAGGAAGUUUGGAUGAUGCAGCCAGGCAUCCAGGACACUCUGGUCUUUAGAGAGCUUCCUGAGAGUCCAGUGGGGAUGGAGACCAUGCCCCAUAAUCAGGCCUUCCACAUCUGCAGAUUCUGCAGUCAGAUUCUGCAAGUGCCCUCUUGAGAGGCCAGCACGUAACAUUUUUCAUGCUCUGAUCUGUUCCAGAGAACUAACCAGCCAUGCAUUCUUGCUUUCAGAAUUUCUUAUGAGGAUAUACAUGUAUAUGUUUCAGAAAAUAUUUCAUGCUAUUACAGAAUUUAUGCAAUACUGU
This is a messenger RNA of Poecile atricapillus (Black-capped chickadee), 1083 nucleotides long. Its product is annotated as C->U-editing enzyme APOBEC-1-like. Gene Ontology annotation, molecular function: zinc ion binding; RNA binding; cytidine deaminase activity. Gene Ontology annotation, biological process: cytidine to uridine editing. Lineage: Eukaryota; Metazoa; Chordata; Aves; Passeriformes; Paridae. The transcript is spliced from 5 exons. The record is from RefSeq and is a predicted model, not a curated record. The coding region runs from base 46 to 585 and encodes 179 amino acids. Gene Ontology annotation, cellular component: cytoplasm; nucleus.